AUGAUAAUUUCUUCAAAUAAUCUUUAGGCUUUGAUUAGUAAAUGCUGGGCAAGUACUAAGGAUGGUACAAAAAAACUGAAUGAAGCAUUCCACCAAUGUAUAUAAAUGAAAAAUGAUUUUCCGAUUUAUUUAUUUUUCAGCAUUAAUAAGAGCUCUCAAUUUUGUUCAGUUGCUAAACUCUUGUCUGAUUCUUCUUAUUAGCCUCCAUCUUGUAUAAAAUGGGAUUCUUAAGACAAAUGGGAUGGAUAAUUCAAACUAGAUUGGAUAUUUGUUAAAGACAUUCCUAAUAAGUACUUUAAGCCUUUGAAAAAUAAACUUAAUGAUUACCAAUCAGUUGUUCAUAGUCGAGAUGUGCAAGAAGUAUCAACUGAAGAAGGAUAUGAAAUGCUUCAAUUUUUCCAAAAUUUUAACCAGGAAACCUCUAUACUUGAUGAUUUCGACGAGAUUAUUAAAAUUUAAAAGAAACUCAAGCUUAACAAAUGA
Stylonychia lemnae is the source of this 483-nucleotide messenger RNA. NCBI's taxonomy places the organism in Eukaryota, Ciliophora, Spirotrichea, Sporadotrichida, Oxytrichidae. The record is from the annotation of a GenBank genome assembly.